Messenger RNA from Rubroshorea leprosula, 1891 nucleotides. NCBI's taxonomy places the organism in Eukaryota, Viridiplantae, Streptophyta, Magnoliopsida, Malvales, Dipterocarpaceae. The record is from the annotation of a GenBank genome assembly.
AAUGGCCGUCCAACAAAUCAUGUAUUAGCAGUUGAGUUUGAUACGAUUUAUAACCCUGAUUUUGACAAUAUAAAGGAAAAUCAUGUGGGGAUCGAUGUGAAUGACCUGAAAUCAAAUGUAUCAGCUCCAGCAACAUAUUUUGCCAAGGAAGAAGGAAGGAACAAAACCUUGAACCUCAUAAGUGGAGAUCCCAUGCAGGUUUGGAUAGACUAUGAUGAAGAAGAAGGGUUGCUGAAUGUAACUCUAGCACCAAUCACAAGCCUAAAGCCCGAUUGGCCUCUCCUGUCAAUUGUCAUUGAUCUGUCUCAAAUUUUCUUGGAUGAAAUGUAUGUUGGUUUCUCAGCAGCUACUGGUGAAGCUCCGAGUGACCACUAUAUUCUUGGAUGGAGUUUUUCCAAGAAUGGAAAAGCACAAAGCCUCCCAAUUUCAGAGCUUCCACAGCUCCCCACGCAUGAUGGAAAAAGUAAGAAGCUAGAAGGAUUGGUUAUUAUUUUGUUAGUAGCAGUUGUUGCACUUGUAGCAAUCUAUGGAGCUGGUUAUCUUUUUUGGAGAAGGAAAUACGGAGAAGUACUUGAAGAAUGGGAGAGGGAAUAUGGACCUCAAAGGUUCUCAUACAAGACUCUCUACCAAGCAACAAGGGGCUUCAGCGACAAACAACUUCUGGGAUCUGGAGGAUUUGGAAAGGUAUAUAGAGGAACACUUUCUUCUUCCACUGCACAGAUUGCGGUAAAAAGGAUCUCCCAUGAUUCAAAACAAGGGAUGAAGCAAUUUAUCGCAGAGAUUGUAAGCAUGGGAAGACUAAGGCACAGGAAUUUGGUGCAGCUCCUCGGAUAUUGCAGGCGAAAAGGAGAACUUCUCCUGGUAUAUGAUUACAUGCCUAAUGGAAGUCUUGACACGUUCUUGUUCAGCAAUGGAAGACCACUCCUUACUUGGUCUCAAAGGCAUCGAAUCCUCAGAGAUGUUGCAUCUGCCUUGCUUUACCUUCAUGAAGAAUGGGAGCAGGUUGUUCUACACAGAGAUGUCAAAGCUAGCAAUGUUCUGUUGGAUUCAAAUCUAAAUGGAAGAUUAGGAGAUUUUGGACUAGCAAGACUACAUGAUCAUGGUGCGAACCCAGAAACUACUAAACUGGUGGGAACUAUAGGAUAUCUUGCUCCAGAGAUUACCAGAACCGGGAUGGCAAGUACUAGCACUGAUGUGUUUGCUUUCGGGGCAUUUCUGCUUGAAGUAGCCUGUGGAAGGAGGCCUAUAGAGCAACAGAGACAGCCUGACGAAGUAUUCUUGGUUGAGUGGAUCACAAAAUGCUGGAAAAGAGGAGCUAUUUCUGAUGCUUGUGAUCCAAGAUUGGAAGGGAAUUUUCCAGUGGAGGAAAUGGAGUUGGUUCUGAAACUGGGACUGCUAUGUUCACUGCCACAGCCAUCAGCCAGGCCUAGCAUGAGGCAAGUGCUCCAGUGCCUCGAUGGGAAUACCAGUUUGCUGGAUUUUUCACCAGAGAACAUUGAAAAUGGUAUGGCCACAAAUGAAGAGGAUAGUAUGCAUACAAUCCCACUGACACCUCCAAUCAGCAGAGGUUUUCUCCCAAGGUUAUCAACUUUUGCAACAGCUAUCCAUGUCAUUAGCAACUGCAGGAUUAAAAACAGUUAACCAAUGCCAGAAGAAAGAGGAGAGCACAACAAGCAAUCAGUUCUGGUAAGGCAUACCUUGAACAAACUGAUGGAAGUUACGUGAAGUAGCUUAGGUGGCAGUAGCGGUAUAUCAGUGCCAUCAAGCUGCCCCAGUUCAGUUUGGUUAAACUGAAAAUAACCAAACUGUUUUGUGUCCUUUUCUAGUCAUAUUUCUAGUUGGAGCCAUGUGAUGAUGUGUAUUAUUUUGAUAAUAAAAUAUUGUUGUAAAA